UGCUAAGUCUACAAACUCUCUUGCUUUCUUCUUCAAUAAUCAUUGUCAUGUUAGGGUUUCUUUCCACGCGCAAAAUUAUUAUUAUUAUCGCUGUUUUAGUGCUACAUCUGCUAAAACUACCAAUAGUGGUAGAGAUAUUGUGGAAAGCCCCAAUCAGUUCUUGAAAACUGUGAGAGAUCGAUGCAGAUCUCGAAGCUUUAGGAAUCUUGAUGAUGCCUUAGGCGUGUUUGAUAGAAUGCUUCACAUGCACCCUUUGCCUUCCAUCGUGGAUUUUCAUCAAUUGCUGACUGCAAUUGCAAGAAUGAAGCAUCACUCAACCGUGAUUUCUCUUAUUAAAGAAAUGGAACUGUCAGGAAUUGCUCCCGAUGAUUAUAUUUUGGGCGUUUUGAUUAAUUGUUUCUGCCAUUUGAACCGGGUGGAUUUUGGUUUCUCUAUCUUAGCAAGAAUUUUGAAAAUUGGUUUUCAACCGGACCGUGUAAUUCUUAGUACUCUUGUCAAGGGGCUCUGUCUUCGGGGUAAAAUUAUUGAGGCUGUUAAGUUGUUUAACAAAAUGGAGAAGAUAGGCUACAAACCUGAUAUUGUAACCUACGGAACGAUAGUGAACGGUUUGUGUAAAAUAGGCAAGACCAGUGAAGCUAUUGGGUUAUUUAGAAAGAUGGAAGAAGUAAAUCUUGAACUUGAUGUAGUGAUGUAUAAUACAAUUAUUGAUAGUUUAUGUAAGGACAGACUGGUAACUGGGGCUUUAAACUUUUUAUCUGAAAUGACAAAUAGAGGAAUUCAGCCAAACGUUUUCACUUACAGUUCUUUAAUUCAAGGCCUAUGCAAUUUUGGUUGGUGGAAGGAAGCAACUAAACUAUGGAAUGAGAUGUUGGAUAGGAAAAUCAUGCCAGGUGUGCAUACAUUCAACAUAUUGGUGGACAUGCUUGGCAAGGAGGGGAAGUUGAUAGAGGCAAACAAAGUUUUUAAUGAGAUGAUUCAGAGAGGCGUAGAGCCUAAUACAAUCACGUACAACUCUUUGAUUGACGGUUAUUGUUUACAAAAUAGAAUGGAUGAAGCUGUCAAACUAUUUAAUACGAUGGCUCGAAAGGGUUGUUCGCCUUCUAUUAUUAGCUAUAGCAUAUUGAUCCACGGAUAUUGUAAAAACAAAAGAAUUGAUGAGGCAAUGAUUCUCUUCCGUGAGAUGACUAUCAAUGGCGUGAUUCCCAAUGUUGUCACUUACACCACUCUUAUAGGCGGGUUUUGCCGAGUUGGGAGACCUAAGACUGCACUAGAGCUAUUCCAAGAGAUGCAAGGUUGUGGCGAACAUCCCGAUGUCCAAACUUGUGCUAUUUUGUUAGAUGGCCUAUUUAAGAAUCUACACUUUCCAGAGGCAAUGGCAUUGUUUCAAGCGAUGGAAGCCAAAAAGUUAGACCUUGAUAUUGUGAUUUACAACAUCUUGAUUGAUGGUAUGUGUAAUGCUGGGAGACUUACGAUUGCAAGAGAACUCUUUAAUACUCUUCCUACCAAAGGCUUUCAAGCUAAUGUUUGGACUUAUACUACAAUGAUCAAAGGGCUUUGCAAAGAGGGACUAUUAAAUGAAGCGAGGGAACUAUUUGAAAAAAUGGAGAACGGUUGCUCACCUAAUCACGUCACAUAUAACACAAUCAUCCAAGGCUUCUUGCGACAUAAUGAGAUAUCAUGGGCAGUGAAAUAUCUCCAAAUGAUGGUAGACAAGGGUUUGUCAGGAAAUGCGACCACUGCAACUAUUUUGAUUGACUUGUUAUCUACUAAUAAGGCAGAUCAAAUGCUACAAGACUAUUUUCAAAAUCCUGAGUGGGGUUGGCCUUUGCAUACAAGAGAGAGAAGAGAGAAAAGGAGGAGACAAAAACCCAGACCCUCCCAUCUUCAGAACGUCUCGGGAGAUUGUGAAAGCGGAAAUCGACGGCCAUUUCUCUUCAGCCGUCAUCACAUCUCCUUCUUCUGCUUCUUUCUCUUCCCACUACAUCUUCUUCCUCCGGAAAUGGGUACCACUGCUAAGUCUACAAACUCUCUUCCUUUCUUCUUCAAUCAUUAUUCUCAUGUUAGGGUUUCUUUCCAUGCUCUUAAUUGUUAUUAUUAUUGUCGUAGUUUUAGUUCCACUUCUGCUAAAACUACCAAUAGUGGUAGAGAUAUUGUGGAAAGCCCCAAUCAGUUCUUGAAAACUGUGAGAGAUCGAUGCAGAUCUCGGAGCUUUAGGAAUCUUGAUGAAGCCUUAGGUGUGUUUGAUAGAAUGCUUCACAUGCACCCUUUGCCUUCCAUCGUGGAUUUUAAUCAAUUGCUGGGUGCAAUCGCAAGAAUGAAGCAUCACUCAACUGUUAUUACUUUGAUUAAAGAAAUGGAACUGUCAGGAAUUGCUCCCAAUGAUUAUAGUCUGAGUGUUUUGAUUAAUUGCUUCUGCCAUUUAAACCGGGUGGAUUUCGGCUUCUCUAUUUUAGCAAGAAUUUUGAAGCUUGGUUUUCAACCAGACUGUAUAAUUCUAAACACUCUUGUCAAGGGGCUUUGUCUUCAGAGUAAAAUUGUUGAAGCUGUGAAGUUGGUUAACAAAAUGGAGAAUAUAGGCUAUAAACCAAAUACAGUUACCUACGGAACGGUAAUGAAUUGUUUGUGUAAAAUAGGUAUGACCAAUGAAGCUAUUGGGUUGCUUAGGAAGAUGCAAGAAGGAAAUCUUGAACUUGAUGUAGUGAAGUAUAAUAUAAUCAUUGAUAGUUUAUGUAAGGACAGAUUGGUAAUUGAGGCUUUGACAUUUUUCUCUGAAAUGGUGAGUAAAGGAAUUCAGCCAAAUGUUUUCACUUAUAGUUCUUUAAUUCAGGGCCUAUGUAAUUUUGGUCGGUGGAAGGAAGUAACUAAACUAUGGAAUGAGAUGGUGGAUAGGAAAAUCAUGCCAGAUUUGCAUACAUUCAACAUAUUGGUGGACACGCAUGGUAAAGAGGGGAUGUUGAAAGAAGCAAAUAAAGUUUUUAAUGUGAUGAUUCAUAGAGGCGUAGAGCCUGAUACAAUCACGUACAAUUCUUUGAUUGAUGGUUAUUGUUUGCAAAAUAGAAUGGAUGAAGCUGUUAAAGUAUUUAAUACGAUGGUUCGAAAGGGUUGUUCGCCUUCUGUUGUUAGCUAUAACAUAUUAAUCCAUGGAUAUUGUAAAGAUAAGAGAAUUGAUGAGGCAAUGAGUCUUUUUCGUGAAAUGACUAUCAAUGGCAUGAUUCCCAAUGUUGUCACUUACACCACUCUUAUUGGCGGGUUUUGCCGAGUUGGGAGACCUAAGACUGCACUAGAGCUACUCCAGGAGAUGCAAGGUUGUGGCCAACAUCCCAAUGUCCAAACUUAUGCUAUUUUGUUAGAUGGCCUAUUUAAGAAUCUACACUUUCCAGAGGCAAUGGCAUUGUUUCAAGCAAUGGAAGACAAAAAGUUAGACCUUAAUAUUGUGAUUUACAACAUCUUGAUUGAUGGUAUGUGCAAUGCUGGGAAACUUACAACUGCAAGAGAACUCUUUAAUACUCUUCCUACCAAAGGCUUUCAAGCUAAUGUUCAGACUUAUACUAUAAUUAUCAAAGGGAUUUGCAAAGAGGGACUACUAAAUGAAGCGAGGGAGCUAUUUGAGAAAAUGGAGGAAUUUGGUUGUCAACCUAACCAUAUCACAUAUAACACAAUCAUCCAUGGCUUCUUGCAUCAUAAUGAGACUUCAUGGGUAGUGAAAUAUAUCCAAAUGAUGGUUGACAAGGGUUUCAGGGCAAAUGAGACCAUAGCAACCAUUUUGAUCGACUUGUUGACUACUAAUUAGGCAGAUAAAACAUUACAAGAUUUUUUUCUAAAAUCUGUGUGAAAGAUUUAUAGUUCUUCAACGUUCAUGACAAAUUUGAUAUUCUAAACAUUACAGAGUUAAUCUGUAAUGUACAAACAUAUUUGCCGCAAGUCAUUAAGGGAUCUCAUGAUUGAAGGAACACUCUUGAAGGUCUAGCUAGGAGCUUGGUUGUUAUGUGUUGUUGAUUUUGUUUGAUGCUGCUGGAUAUUGGAAGUUGGAUGUUGGUGGUUAUGUGCUGUUCAGCUGGAUUUUAUAAGUUAGAUGCUGCCUGUUUUUUGGUUGAUGAAGUUGCUAGUUUUUCGGUUGAUGCUGCUUCGUCAACCAAAAAAUUUAUUUAAACAUUUUGUUGAUGCAUAGCUAUUGAAGAAUAUUGUUCAUUUG
Messenger RNA from Corylus avellana, 4192 nucleotides. Lineage: Eukaryota; Viridiplantae; Streptophyta; Magnoliopsida; Fagales; Betulaceae. The record is from RefSeq and is a predicted model, not a curated record.